Molecule: messenger RNA, 2292 nt
Organism: Halichondria panicea
Lineage: Eukaryota; Metazoa; Porifera; Demospongiae; Suberitida; Halichondriidae
Exons: 5
Coding region: 373-801 (142 amino acids)
Source: RefSeq, a predicted model, not a curated record
CUCAAAGAUGAGAUAGACAGGGCAAAUGAACAGAUCGAUCAACUCAAUGAUCUAAUAGCCAUAUUCGUACUGUUUGGUGAGGAUGAGGAGCUGCAAGCCCUCCGCUCAGAGUUAGAAGAAAUCGCUACGAAAGUAAAUAAACUGGACACUGAAUGGACCAAAGCAAAUGCAUUAACAACAAAGCUGUUCAAGCGAGAGGACGGUCCCUUUGUAAAAGCCCUAGAUAUCGCACUAGAUGGCUUCAAUGUGCGACGACAGGCCUAUUAUGGAGGAACGUUUGUGGGAAACCACGUCCACCUAACUCUCAAGCCUGAGAACACGGUGACUCUCUGCAAUGCGGUGUUUACAGCAGGACAUUAUCGUCCUGCUAUCAUGCAGCGAGCUGAGAGGAUACACAGGAAAUAUUCUGUGGUGUUUGCUCUAUUCCACAACUGCGAUGAAUUGUAUAACAAGCCAUACAUAACUGACAAAGAAAUUGCUCUUCUAGGCACACACAUCUCUACCUUCAUGAGCUUUUAUCGGGAGCAAUUUCCCGAUGCAAGUGUGAUUCCCAAAAUGCACAUGCUUGAAACGCAUGUGGUUGACUGGCUUAACGAGUGGCGAGUGGGAUUGGGAUUGAUGGGAGAGCAAGGAGCUGAGUCCAUUCAUGCCUAUUUCAACAAUAUAAAGGCAUCAUUCCGAAACAUCCCGAAUGGUGUAGACAGAUUAAGAUGCAUGAUGAGACAGCACUUCGUACACGUUGCACCAUCAACCAUUGCAUGCAGACGUCCCCCUCAAAAGAGGAGAAAGACCAAAUUAUGAUUAUUUUUUAUACAUAUAUAUGUACGUACGUAUGUAUGUACGUACUUAUCAAUACACAGGCUGGAAUAGGCAACGUUCUUUACAGGAAGUUAUAACUAUUUCAAAUGACACUUUAUAGCAUGUAUAAUUAUAAUACAUGACUAGUCUGUGUAUCAAAACAUACCUCAGGACUUUCUUUUCAAGUAACUGCUGCUCACUAGUUUUAGGAAACACAGAUGGUGACAGAAGCGCUUCUUUGCUGGAGGCACUGUACCCCUUGUCCAAAAUGAUGUACUUGUACAAGCCAACACAGCUUGUGCAGUGAUCUGUCAAUUUUUAUCAAACUGGUAUCUAUGGAAAGCACAUGCUCUAUACUUCCAGCACAGUCACAUUUUUCACAUACUUAGGAAUCCCCUUCCACAAUGGGAUGCUCCAAAACCAGCCCCCACUUCCACUGGUUUGUGGUUUGGAGGAAUGUAUUAUCUUGUCAUAAUCAUGUACUACAUCCUGAUAAACUAAGUGGUGAAUUUUCAUUGUUGUGAAACAGCGGUGAUGAGCGGUUUGUGGAUCUUUCUUUAAACAGAAGAAAAGUUCUUGCGCGGUUAAAAUAGGCAUUCACCCUGCUUUUGCCACCCAUGCAAGAACAUUAUAAGAGUGAUAGUAAAUCCUACUACCCGACAAUCACGAUCUAUUUAGAGUGCACCGACUAAUCUGGCACGAAGGGAGGGAUGGUAAAGAUUAAGGGAGGAGGGAGCUUCAAAAUGAGUUUUCACCCCAAUGCUCCUGAUAACAUCACUAACCUAUUUCAGGAUCAGGUGGACAACCUUCACACGAGGUACGACGUUAAAUACAAUAUAUAUACGUGUACAGAGGCCGGAGUUCCUGUGCAAUAUAUAUGGGCUAUAUAUAUGGGCUGUCAGGUGCUUCUAACAACUUAGUUAUACAUACCUUUCACAUACAAAAUUCACAUAACUGCUCUGAGGAGGAGGAUGAUCCAGAGCUCCGCUCAGAGCUAGAAGUGAAAGCAAAGAAAGUUAAUUGGAACGCAAUACAUAAUUAUAUCUUUAGGACACUGAUAUCUUUAGGACGGAUCAGCACUAACAACAAAGUUGUUUAAGCGAGAGGACGGUCCAUUCUUAAAAGCCCUAGACAUUGCCUUCGAAGCCGAGGAACGUUUGUGGGAAACCACGUCCUCCAGGUACAAUAUUAUAUAUUAAUUAUAACAUGCUUACGCUGGACAUCACUUGGCAGCAGGUCCUGCUAUCAUGCAUUCUGUGGUGUUCGCUCUUUUCCACAACUGCGAUGAGGAGGAAAUUGGUUGUCUAGGUAAUGUAUAAUUAUUUAUUAAUACUAAUCUCUAUGGGUCACAGGCUGGACGAGUGGACGAGUGGAGGGUGAGAGGUGAGAGCUGAGUUGCAUAUUUCAUCAUUGGCAUGAUGAGACAGCACUUUGUACAUGUUGCACAUGUUGCACCAUCAACCAUUGCAUGCAGACGUCCACCUCAUUAUUUUU